UUCAGAGGGGAGGGUCGCAGCGAACGUCGCGCGUACACCGUGAAUACCGGCGUGAUCAGGAGAGACUGAGAGACCGUGUCGUGAGGAGAGAGGAAGUGGUGCGUUACAGAGGACAGACAGGAGUAGCCGGGAUACCCCGGCGGUGCGAUGUGGCUGUGACGGCUGUGACGUCACGCUCCAAGAUGACGUCACCGCUGACCCGUAUGGCACUGCUGCUGCUGUGGGCAGCGGCGGCGGCGGCGGCGGCGGAGGGGGCGGCGGGCCCGUCUCGGCCCCUUGUGGCUCAGCUCGACCUGGGAGAGGAGACGCGCCGUCUCACACACCUGGUAGUGGACGACGGCCGGCUGUUCGUGGCCGGCGUGAACCGACUGCUGGAGCUCGGCCCCGACCUGCAGGUGGUCUCUCGGGUCAUCACCGGCCCGGUGCAGGACGCGCCCGUCUGCCCGGCCUCCGGCUGCCCACCUGAGGUGGCCGCUGAGCCCACCGACAACGUCAACAAACUGCUGCUGGUGGCCGGCGAGCGGCUACUCAGCUGCGGCUCGGUCCGCCAAGGCGCCUGUCGGUUCCACGACCUCAACAACAUCUCACGCUCGGACUUUGUCGACGUGGAGGUGGCGGCCAACGACGAGACUUCGUCGACGGUGGGCUUCCUGGGCCCGCAGAGGUACCAGCGAUGGGAGCCGCCCCAGGUGCUCUACGUAGGAGCCACCUUCACCGAUGUGGGCCCGUACCGACACGACGUGCCGGCCAUCGCCACGCGCCGGCUCGACGACCUGCAGUACGCAGAGUUCUCCUUCUCGCAGCAGUCGCUGAUGCGCAUCGAUGUGAAGUAUCGUGAUCAUUUUCUCGUGCAGUAUAUGGACGGCUUUAGUGCCGGUGAUUUUGUGUACUUUGUGACGGUGCAAAAGAAGUCGCACCUGCCCGGUCAGGACGAGGUGGGCUACGUGUCGCGGAUAGCGCGCGCCUGUGUGACGGACCCAAACUAUAACAGCUACACAGAGAUAACGGUUUCGUGCGGCGCGUAUAACCUGGUGCGAUCGGCGCACCUGACUUCCGCUGGCGCCGACCUGGCCACGGCGGCCGGCGUGCGGACGGGCGACCCGGUGCUGGUGGCCGUGUUCUCUCCCAGCGACGGCAACACGAUGGUGUACCAGAACCGGUCGGCCGUGUGCGUGUUCCCUCUCGCCGAAGUGGACUAUAAGUUCAACGAGAACAUCCACAUGUGCUUCAACGGCACAAUGCAGUACCGCAACAUGGACUACAUCUCGGGGAAGAUUCUGGACGGCCAGUGUCCCGAGGCCAGGGGCUCUGGUCGCAACAUCCCAGAUUUCUGCGAGGUCGGUCUGAAGAUCUCUGGUGUGUCUCCGCUGGAGGGAAGCCCGGCGCUGGAGCUGCCGAACGUGGGCGUCACCGGCCUGACCGUCACCACCACCUCGGCACACACGGUCGCCUUCCUGGGCACCAACAGCGGCAACCUCAUCAAGGCGCUGAUCGUGUCACCCGAGGUGGCCCGUCGCUACGAGACGCUCUCCGUGGACCCGGGCAGCGCCAUCGCCUCCGACCUCCAGGUCACCGCAGGAGGAGAGUUCGUCUACGUCCUCUCCACUCAGAAGGUGUCUAAGGUGCGCGUGCAGACGUGUGAGAAGUACACCAACUGCUCGUCGUGCCUGGGCUCCGGAGACCCCUACUGCGGCUGGUGCUCGCUCGAGAAAAGAUGUACGAUCCGCUCGGAGUGUCAGAAGGCACAGCAGAGCUCGCCUCGAUGGCUGACGUUCGGAGCCGGCCAGCAGUGUAUCGACUUCGAGCAGGUGCUGCCGGACAGGAUCCCCGUCGAUCAGACCGUCACGGUUGAGCUGACCAUCAGAACGCUGCCGGCGCUGCCUCCCGGCGCAAAGUACCAGUGCAUCUUCGGGGGCACGCCACCCACGGACGCGCGGGUCACCGCCACCGGCCUGUCGUGUCAGACGCCGCCGCCCGAGCUGCGGCCCGCCGUGCCGCCCGGAGCCGACCACGUGGCCGUGCCGCUCUCCGUGCGCUCCUCAGAGACCAACAAGGACUUUGUGUCGCGCGAGUUCUCCUACUACGACUGCGGCCGGCACGCCACGUGCGCCGACUGCGCCAGCUCGGCCUGGGCGUGCAACUGGUGUGUGUACGACAACAUUUGCACGCACAACGCCACCUCCUGCCGUCGGACGGUCGUCUCCGGUGAAAACAACCCGGCUCGUCUCAUCACACACGGCGCCGCCUUCUGCCCGCGUUUCAAGCCCAAGUCGACGCCGACCCUGCUGCCGAACGGCCAGCGAAGUCAGGUCGUUCUCGAGGCGGAGAACCUGCCGCGACCAGAGCCUGGACAUGCCGCCUUCCACUGCAUCGUCGACAUCGAGGGCGCCAAGAUGCGCGUGCCGGCUCGCGUCGAGAGCGGCCAGUUCGUUGUCUGCGAGAAGACGACCUACUCCUACCAGGCCGAUGAACGGGAGAUCUCUGCCAAACUGACAGUCGUCUGGGACGGCGAUCAUCUUGUGGACGCCACCAACAUCACGCUCUACAAGUGCGGCGUGCUGGGCAGCCACCGCGGCCACGCCGACUGCUCGCUGUGCGUCACCCGCGACGCGCGCUACAAGUGGUGGUGUGACGGCACGUGCUCGCACAGCGCUGACUGUCGUCAGAGGCCAAUGCUCGAGUGUCCCAAGCCGCGCAUCGACCUGAUCUACCCGCUGAGCGGACCCGUCGAGGGCGGCACCCUGCUCACCAUCGAGGGAUCCAACCUGGGUCGCAGCGCCGAGGACGUGCGAGACAGGAUCCGCGUGGGCGGCGUGCCGUGCACCCUGGUCGAGUACCAAGUGUCGGUGCGCAUCGUCUGCCGCACCGGCGCCGCGCCGCACCCCAUGAACGUCGCCGUCGCUGUCGGCAACGACGCCGGCUUCGACGAGUCGGCCGUCAAGUACAGCUACCACGACAUCCAGCUGUUCGACGUGCACCCGCGCAUCGGCCCGGAGAGUGGCGGUACGCGCCUCACCCUCUCCGGCGGCCACCUGACGGUCGGGUCGCGAGUGCGCGUCUGGCUGGACCACCUCCCGUGCGCGGUCACCCAGGGGCCGGGCCAGCUGAGCUGCGUGACCGCACCUUCGGACGGCACGCGCUCCGUGCGCACACUGACCCUGCAGAUUGACGCCGCCAACCGGACGCUAGUCGGAAACCCGUUCAACUACACCAGUGACCCGGGGGUGCAGGAGAUAAAACCGCUGCGAUCGCCCGAGUCUGGGGGACGCCUCAUCAUGGUGCACGGAACGAACCUGGAUGCCAUCCAGAAGCCGCUCAUGACUGUCUUCCUAGACGACCAGGAGCAGCCUCUCAACGUCACGGUCUGCCGCGUGCUCAGCAACACCCAGAUGCAGUGCCCGUCGCCUCCCGUUGACCCGCGCGCCGUGAGAGGUCUCGGGUGGCAGCGGCGCAGCCCCGACAAGCCUCCAUCCAAGUUCGCCCGCUCGCCACGGCCGCCCAACGACGACGUUCUCAGUCUCAACAUCGGCUUUGUCAUGGACGACGUCGCGAGUGUGCGCAACCUAAAGCAGCACCGCGCUCCGAUGAACAGCGUCCUGCUCUACGUCCAAGAUCCGGUAGUCAUGCCGUUUCCGGGCCGCGUCAAGCUCUACAAGGGCGACACUCUCGUCAUCGAGGGCCAGAACCUGAACCUGGCCGCUGACGAGAGUGACAUCCGGGUCCUCAUCGGCACCCACUCCUGCAACGUCACCUCCCUGGCGCUUAGCCAGCUAGUGUGCAGUCCCCCGGCCGUCCAGCCGCCGGGGACAGACGACCUGGGCCGGCAGACUCCCGAGGGCGUGCCCCUGGUGGUGGUCAGGGUCGGCGAAAACCUCCGCUUCCCGCUCGGCCUGCUGCGCUAUGAGAUGAUCAAGCCGUACACGUUCCCGCCGGAGGUGGUCGGAGGGAUCGCCGCCUCGGGCGUGUUCCUCGUGCUGCUGUCCGUCGUCAUACUGGUGGUGUACCGGCGCAAGUCGACACAGGCAGAGCGCGAGUACAAGAGGAUCCAGAUCCAGAUGGACACGCUCGAGAGCAAUGUGCGCAUGGAGUGUAAACAAGCGUUCGCCGAACUUCAGACGGACAUUACGGACCUCACGGCCGACCUCGAGUCGACCGGCAUCCCCAUCUUCGACCACCGCACGUUCGUCAUGAAGGUGUUCUUCCCGGGGGUGACCGACCACCCGAUCCUGGGCGACCCCAAGCUGCGACUGAACGGCACGCGCACCAACUUCGACACGGCCAUGCAGCAGUUCGAGCAGCUCAUCAACAACCGCUACUUCCUGCUUACCUUCAUCGAGGUUCUCGAGUCUCAGAAGUCCUUCAGCAUCCGUGACAAGGUCAACGUGGCCUCCCUGCUCAUGGUCAUCCUGAUGUCCCAGAUGGAGUACGCCACGGAGAUCCUUCGCCUCCUGCUGCUGAGGCUCAUCGACAAGUCCAUCAACUCCAAGUACCCGCAGCUUAUGCUGCGCCGCACUGAGAGCGUGGUAGAGAAGUUCCUCACCAACUGGAUGGCGCUCUGUCUGUACGACCACCUGCGCAGUGAGUCUGCCGCCAGUCUGUUCCUGCUGACGGCCGCCAUCAAACACCAGGUGGAGAAGGGGCCCGUGGACGCCCUGACGCACGACGCGCGCUACUCGCUGUCGGAGGAGCGCCUGCUGCGAGAGCAGAUCCCACACAGCAUUGUGGUGAGUACGAACGGAACGAGUGGGGAGUAGGGGAACCGGGAAGAC
Amphibalanus amphitrite is the source of this 4769-nucleotide messenger RNA. Its product is annotated as plexin-B-like. The record is from RefSeq and is a predicted model, not a curated record. Gene Ontology annotation, biological process: negative regulation of cell adhesion; regulation of cell migration; motor neuron axon guidance. Lineage: Eukaryota; Metazoa; Arthropoda; Thecostraca; Balanomorpha; Balanidae. Gene Ontology annotation, cellular component: semaphorin receptor complex. Gene Ontology annotation, molecular function: semaphorin receptor activity; protein binding.